Molecule: messenger RNA, 5688 nt
Organism: Xyrauchen texanus (razorback sucker)
Lineage: Eukaryota; Metazoa; Chordata; Actinopteri; Cypriniformes; Catostomidae
Gene: wrn
Product: WRN RecQ like helicase
Exons: 36
Coding region: 233-4387 (1384 amino acids)
Biological process (GO): double-strand break repair via homologous recombination; telomere maintenance; DNA replication
Cellular component (GO): nucleus; cytoplasm; nucleoplasm
Molecular function (GO): 3'-5' exonuclease activity; nucleic acid binding; ATP binding
Source: RefSeq, a predicted model, not a curated record
ACACAGCGGCGGGAGAGUUUGGCUACAGGAACUCGAGGAUUCUCGUAUAAAUCCAAAUGGAUAUCCAACACAAAUAAACACAACGUGAGUUAUUAAGCGUUCGGAGGAAUAUAUACAGUGUGGAAUAAAAUGCAGGCGGCGGAAUAAUAUACAUUCACGCAGCGCUGUUAAAUGUGGAGUCUGAUAUUACGGUGUGAUUACUGUGUCAUUAGUGAGAUUAAAUUAAGCUCUAAUGGGUGACAGAACUCUACCUGACUGGAUGAACAACCAUCCCCAUGAGGAAAAACACACAUCAGGAACCUAUAAGAAGAAUGAACAGGAAGAUCAUCUUCCUUAUCUGGAGUUUGGUGGAACAGUCAUAUACAGCCAGGAAAGACAUGACUGCUCAUUUCUGUCUGAAGAUUUGAGAUGUUGUCUGGCGUCAGGCUCCGCAGUGGGGUUUGACCUGGAAUGGCCGCCCAGUUUUAUAAAAGGAAAGACAAAGAAAGUAGCUGUAGUGCAGCUGUGUGCGUCAGAGGAGAAAUGCUAUCUGUUCCACAUCUCCUGUAUGUCAGGAUUUCCUCCUGGCCUGAAGAUGUUUCUGGAAGAUGAGAACAUCAUGAAAGUUGGUGUGGGGAUCGAGGGAGACAAGUGGAAGCUUUUAUCUGAUUAUGACAUCAAACUUAAGAAUAUUGUUGAGCUGUCUGAUCUGGCAAAUGAAACGCUGAGAUGUAGUGAGAAGUGGAGUUUGGAUGGACUGGUGAAGAACUUGUUAAAGAAGCAGCUGUUUAAAGACAAACUCGUGCGCUGCAGUAACUGGGAGGAGUUUAAUUUGACAGAAGAGCAGAAGAGAUAUGCUGCCACAGAUGCUUACGCUGGAAUGCUCAUUUAUCAGAAACUACAGGAAAUCAUGAUGUCUGGUCGCUCAGGAUGCUCAGCACGUGAUUUGAAGCAGAGAGUCUUUCAGAUUGCUGGUGAUCUUAAAGAACUUGCUAAUGGUAUUCAUGAUGAACUCCGCUGCACAGACAGUGUUGUGAAUCUUGUAGAUGAUCUGUCUCACACUCUUGCAUCUCUAAGAUGCUUGUUGUUGAACCGUAACAAAACAGCUGAAAUAUCAAUAGAAGAACAGCCAUCUUUAAAGCACAACCUCCAGGAUACUAAAACCAAGAGAGAUCAUGAAGCACUUUCCACAUCAUCUGAGAAGCAGUGUGUGGAAGACUCCAGCAAACACACUGAUGUCCAUCCUGAGUGCCUGAUGUCUCUGGAUAUCUCUGAGUAUGAGCUGCAGAUGAUGGAGCAGCAGGCCAGACAGGAGCAGCUGGAGGAGGAGUGCAUUCUCGCUUUCCAGACACAGGAGAACUCUCAUGAUGUUCAGAGUGAUGAGGAUCUUGAUGAUGAAAUGAUGAAGUUGGCUGAUGAUGUAGAGAGAUUAAAGGAUGGAGAUGAUCAUGAGAAACGUGUCCCUCGGACUGCUACUGAAGAUGAAGAUGAGGAGGUUGCGGAAGAUGAGGAUGAGGAGUUUGAUUCAAGUCUCCCGCAACCAACUCCUGAACAAAUUAAAUAUCUGAAAAUGUAUUUUGGACAUCACAGCUUCAAACCGGUUCAGUGGAAAGUGAUUCAAUCUGUUCUUGCUGAGAGGAGGGAUAACCUGGUUGUCAUGGCAACUGGUUACGGGAAGAGUUUGUGUUUUCAGUUUCCUCCAGUGUACUGUCAGAACAUCAGUGUGGUCAUCUCGCCUCUCAUUGCUCUGAUGGAGGAUCAGGUGCUGCAGCUACAGAUGUCAAACAUUACUGCUUGUUUUCUUGGAUCUGCUCAGACCAGAAAUCUGUUUGAGGAGGUGAAGAGGGGUCAUUUCAGAGUGGUGUAUAUGACGCCUGAAUUCUGCUCGGGGAAUAUUCCUCUGCUAGUGCAGCUCAACAGGACACUCGGUCUGUCUCUGGUUGCCGUGGAUGAGGCUCAUUGUAUCUCUCAGUGGGGUCAUGAUUUCAGGAGUGCUUAUCGUGACCUGGGCAAACUCAAGAAAAACCUCCCUGGUGUUCCUAUUUUGGCGCUCACGGCCACUGCGAGUCCGUCUAUCCGUGAUGACAUCGUUAAGAGUCUUCACCUGAGCAAUACCAUGAUCACCUGCACCUCGUUUGACCGGCCCAACCUCUACCUGGAUGUCAAUCGCAAGAGCGGCGAUGUUAUGCAAGACAUCAAACAAUUUCUCAUUAAAAAGAAAGGUGGCGAUUAUGAGUUUGAAGGAUCAGCUAUCGUGUACUGUCCCUCUAAGAAGGAGGCGGAGCGUGUGACUGCGACUCUGUGCAAACUGGGCAUCACGUGUGGAGUUUAUCAUGCUGGUCUGAGUAUCAAACAGAGGAGAGAGACACAGCACCAAUUCAUGAGAGAUGACAUUCAGUGUGUGGUGGCCACCGUGGCAUUCGGGAUGGGCAUUAAUAAAUCUGAUAUCAGGAAGGUGAUUCAUUAUGGAGCUCCUAAAGAGAUGGAGUCCUACUAUCAGGAGAUCGGCAGAGCUGGCAGAGACGGGCUGCCUAGUGCCUGUCACGUCUUAUGGACGCCAAGUGAUAUGGCACUGAACCGAUUUCUUCUAAACCAAUCCAAAUCUGAGCGCUUCAGAGAUUACAGGAUGAGUAUGAUGGCUAAAAUGGAGAAGUAUCUGAAUUCUACAAAGUGCAGACGAAAGUUGAUUUUAUCUCAUUUUGAAGACAAGCGUCUGAGGAAAGUGACUGCUGGUAUUCUGGGCAGCAGUCAGUGUUGUGAUAACUGCAGAUCUGGUGUGUACAGGGAGGAUCCAGAGACUGUCCUGCAGGAUUUUGGCUCGUGUGCGUUUCAGCUCAUGAAGGCCGUCAGCACCAUGGAUGAGAGGUUUGGCAUCACAGCACCCAUACUCUUCCUGAGGGGAUCUAAUUCCCAGCGGGUUCCGGAUCGCUUUAGGAAGCACUCUCUCUUUGGCAUCGGGCGGGAAAUCUCAGAGUCAUGGUGGAAAGCUUUGGGCCGAGAACUUGUUUCUGAAAAAUAUCUGAUGGAAGCCACCGGUCACAACAAAUUCACCACACUCUGCAAACUCACUCCCAAGGGCAGAACAUGGAUGAUUAAAGCUGAAGAUCAGGCACAAAGAAAACUGCUGCUGCAGCCCAAUAAAGAACUCUUCAGCCGAGUGUCUGUACCACGGAGAAAGCCAGAUGUAGUGCAGAUUGAGCUGACUUCUUAUAGGAAGCAGUCAGAUCAGAGACCAAAGGUCAGUUUGCCAGCUGAAACCCGUCAGAUGGUUGACACAACAGAUUUAUCCUCUAGAUCAGCUGCCAAGUCGACCCACAUUUCUGAUGCCAAACCCCAAAAACCAGCAAUCUCUGCUAGAGAAAUCCAGCUACAGUCUGAGCUGUAUGGUAAACUGGUUUCUGAGCGUCAGAAGUUAGCGAGUCUGAAAGACAUCCCACCAGCUAUUCUAGCCACCAAUAAAAUCCUGCUGGACAUGGCAAAAAUAAGGCCGUGUACAGUAUCCAGUUUAAAACAGGUGGAUGGUGUGUCAGAAGCUAAAGCAGCCAUGUUAACACCUCUGAUUGACAUCAUUGUCAGAUUCUGUCAGACACACAGUUUACAGGUGGAUGUGUCCAGCUCUGCUCCACUUGUUCAAACACAGUUCUGCAAUGAUUUAGUUGGAGGUUUAAUGAAUCCGUCUCUACCAGAUAGUGUUUCGGUCUCAUACAGACUCUUCCAGAUGGAGCACAAGAGCAUGAGGCAGGUAGCAGAUGCUCGCUGUUUGCCCAUGGCAGUGGUGGAGUCUCACCUGUUACAGGCUCAGAAGAUGAACUGUCCUGUGGACACAGACAGAGCUGGACUCACAACACACAUCUAUAACACCAUCAGAAACAUCAUCACAGCUCCUCCAAUCAGCACAGAUCUGAGUGAUUUUAAAGCGAUCCGUUAUCGUGUCCCUGAAGAUAUCGGCAACUUCUUGCUCAGACUUGCGUUGUCUAAACUUCAGAGAGAAGGGUUACCUGCUUCAUCCACAGCAAACCAGGAGAUCAGCUGGAUAGAGCCGCUGGGAAUUCCAGUGAGUGCAGAGAGACCUGCUGUUAACACGAUAUUUGAAGAAUCACUGUGUGAAUCAGAUGUCAUGGACAAAAGUGAAGAUGAGCUUUUCCUUGAUCUUCCCAUGCCACAGGAUGAUGUUUGUCCGAAGUCAUUUGAGCCGGUUCCUCAGAGCAGUGGAAUGAAUCUGGCCUCCUGGAAUCAAGAGGCUCUGGAUAAAGACACUCAAGAUCUCUUCAGUGAUUUACCUGUAAAGACUUGCAGUGUCAGUCAGCCUAUGAAGAGAAAACUACCUGACUGGGCUGAAGGACCAAACACCUCAGUAACUGCAGCUACUGUAAAGAAGACCAAAAAGAAGAAAGGACUUUUCAUUUGAAAUUGUGAUGUUUUACAAAGCUGUGUCAUGCACAUUGUGUAUUUUGUACAAUUAAAUAUAUAUAUUCUUAUUACCUAAUUCCAUUAGUGUUGCAAUAUAUGUAUCAACUAAAUAAAAAUGAAUAAGAGUGGAACCAUAUAAAUACAGAUGUAGAACAAAAUCUGGUCCAAUGUCUAGUGCCACAGUUUUAUUUGAAGCAACAUAAAAUACUGUAGUGAACUACUCCCCCAUUAAUAUAAAAAAGACAUCUGUGUCGGUCUUGAUGCAAAAUAAACAUGCAGUGACACAAACAAUUUCUGUUAAGUAACGAGCACUAAUACAAGUCUGUUGGCAGCUGCUGACUCUUCUUCUUAUUGGUUUAUACACUAUGAGUUUGACCAAUCAGAGGCUAGAACACCUACCACAGUUCCUGUACUGUUAGAGAGUACCUAUUUUGAGCCUGGUUUCUCCCAAGGUUAUUUUUCUUAAUAAACCAACAUCUCAUGGAGUUUUGUGUUCUUUGGCUUGCUCAUUGGGGGCCUAAAGACAAUCAUUUCUAGACAUGAUGUUCAAUCAACUUUUUCGUUUAAACCACACAGAGGACUUUAAGACAUUACAGAAUAGUUUUCUGUAAAUUUGUUGUGAAAAGCACUAUACAAAUAAAAUGACUUGACUUUUUGAGGAGCAGCUAAAACAGUCAAAACGGCAAAAAGGAACUAUAGGUUUUUUAAUGUGCGAUAAUUGAGUAGUUCCUGAAACAGGCCUUUAAUGGAGAGGACCUCAUUAGUGAUACGGCCAGGAGUCCACUUGUCUGGUCCAACUCUCAACUGUAAAUAAAAACUUUAAAAAAUCAGUCAUUCCCAGUCUUGGCCCAAUCUUGUGUUCAGCUUGUGAUUCUUGCUAAGCAAGGGUUGUGUUUCAACCUUCCCACUCCCAGUAGAAGUGCCUCAACCUGACAUCUUCUCAUCUUCUGGAGACUCCAGGUUGUUUGCAUUCUGGGAAAUGGUGUUACUGGAAUAUAAAGGGUUCCUAGCUUUACUUUGCAAGAUAUUUGCAAUUAGUGCCUUUUCUUCUCAACAAAACCAAUGUGCCUACUUAUUGUGCAUGCUUUACAUUGUAAUUGUAAUGAGGCUCGGACAGCAAGAACAUCAGUCACUGCAAAGUGCCAUCUUCAGAAAAAUGGAAAGCAGUGUGUCUAGUUCUUUGUAACUAUAGGAUACAUUUUAGCAAUAUCCUUGUGAUUGCAUGUUCCAAAGGCAUUAUUGCAUAGAGAUGAGAGAGGUAUCAAUUUCCUUCUGUUGGAAAGCAAACUGGUUCCUUCA